AUGUUCAGCUAUCGCGAACAUGGGCGAAAACGCAGCAACCAAGGACGUGAUCGAUGCGUGGAAGCAAUUGGAGCUCAGGAUUCGAGUGUCAGAAUGAAUGCAUGUAAAGCUCUCGAGAAAAUGGGCCCAGAUGCAGCAACCAAGGACGUGAUCGAUGCACUGGUGAAAGCACUUGGAGAUCAGGAUUCGAUUGUCAUAAUGAAUGCGUGUAAAGCUCUCGAGAAAAUGUGCCAAGAUGCAGCAACGAAGCACAUGAUCGAUGCGCUGGUCGAAGCACUUGGAGAUCAGGAUUCGAAUGCGAGAAUCAAUGCAUGUAAAGCUCUCGGGAAAAUGGGCGAAAAAGCAGCAACCAAGGACAUGAUCGAUGCGCUCGUGAAUGCACUUAGAGAUCAGGAUUCGAGUGUGAGCUCGAAUGCAUGUCGUGCUCUCGGGAAAAUGGGCGAAAAAGCAGCAACCAGGGAAAUGAUCGAUGCGUUGCUGGAAGCACUUGGAGCUCAGGAUUGGAGUGUCAGGUGGAUCGCAUGUCAUGCUCUCGGGAAAAUGGGCGAAAAAAAAAGCAACCAAGGAAGUGAUCGAUGCAUUGAUCAAAGUCCUUGGACAUCAGGAAUCGAGUGUUAG
This is a messenger RNA of Didymodactylos carnosus, 618 nucleotides long. The record is from the annotation of a GenBank genome assembly. NCBI's taxonomy places the organism in Eukaryota, Metazoa, Rotifera, Eurotatoria, Philodinida, Philodinidae.